Messenger RNA from Beauveria bassiana ARSEF 2860, 3267 nucleotides. RefSeq names its product glucuronyl hydrolase. NCBI's taxonomy places the organism in Eukaryota, Fungi, Ascomycota, Sordariomycetes, Hypocreales, Cordycipitaceae. Gene Ontology annotation, molecular function: transmembrane transporter activity; chondroitin hydrolase activity. The coding region runs from base 1 to 3267 and encodes 1088 amino acids. The record is from RefSeq and is a predicted model, not a curated record. The transcript has 7 exons. Gene Ontology annotation, biological process: polysaccharide catabolic process; transmembrane transport. Gene Ontology annotation, cellular component: membrane.
AUGAGCCCCUCAACAGUGCCGACUACUGCUUCGAGCAACAACCUGAAAAGCGCUGGUGAAUCUUGGGACAAAGUCGAAGAUAUGAAGCAAAAUACGAGAGUACAAGCUGAAUCGCAAAGCGCAAGCAAAGUCACUAGUGCCAGUCAAACUUUGGGUGCCGACUACCUGUCGAAGCUCUUUUGCGACAAUGUAAUAAUCAAAAUCUGGAAGACAGCCAUCGACCACCUCGCGCGCGAGGAUCCCCCGCAAUCAUUCCCCGAAACAUGCCCGCAGACCGGUCCCCAAGCAGGGCACUAUCUCUACCGAGACGCCGAGUUUUGGACCUGCGGCUUCUUCCCCGGCAGCCUGUACUGCUUGCUCGAGCGAGCCGUCCGGUAUCCGCACGCCUUUUUAACUGCUGCUGCCGACAAGAGCGGCGACGAAGAUGGCGCAGCAGCAGCAGCAGACUUGCGGAAGCGCCUGCGAUCGGAGCUGCUCGCCGUGUGUCGGCGGUGGGCGGCGCCGCUGCACGGCAUGUCGAGCCGCAGGGACACGCACGAUAUCGGCUUCAUUGUCGAGCCGGCGCUGCGGCGCGACUUUGAGCUCACGGGCGACGCGCGCAGUCUCGAUGCCAUUGUCCAUGCGGCGGAGAGCUUGGCGAGCAGGUACAGCGAGACGACCAAGGCCAUACGGAGCUGGGACCGGUUCGUCAAUAACGGCAACAACUACAUUGACAUGGACUCGGAAUUUCUCGUCAUCAUCGACAGCAUGUGCAAUUUGGACCUUUUGUACUACGCAGGCCACCACGCGUCUUCCCAGCACCUCAUCGACAUUGCCACCACCCAUGCCCACACCAUCCGCAAGACACACCUGCGCCCCGAAGAGCCCAGCGUGCCCGGCUCAUCCAAGCACCCUCUGCUGUACUCGACGUGCCACGUCGCCAACCUGUGUCCCCAGACGGGCGCGAUCCGCGAGCGCCUCACCGCGCAGGGCUACUCGGCCACCUCGACCUGGUCGCGCGGCCAGGCGUGGGCCAUUCUGGGCUUUGCGCAGACGCACGCCUGGACGCGCGACGCCGAGUUUUUACGCACCGCCUGCGGCCUGGCCGACUACUUUCUGCUACGUCUGCAGGAGGCCCCAGCCUGCACAGAGCAAGAGGUGCGGCCUGGUGUGCGCGCCGGCCGGCUGGUGCCGCUGUGGGAUUUCGACGCUCCCGUGGACGAGGACGAGGAGGCGAAGCCGCUGCGCGAUGCGUCGGCGGGUGUGAUUGCGGCCAACGGGAUGCUGUUGAUUGCUCAGGCUGUAGCGGCCGAGGGCAACGCUGCGCUGUUUGAAAAGUACCACGGGGCUGCGCUGGCGAUUGUGAGCGAUACCAUUGCGCUGUGCUACGCGGCGGAUAGGGUUGAGCUCGUCGGGCAGCAGCAGCAGGAGGAGGAGGAGGAAGGCGGCGCUGAAACGGCCAGCGUGGUUGCGAGACGGGCGCCGCCGGAUUCAGAGGCGGAGUCGUUUGAGUGUAUUUUGAGAUGCUCGACGGCGAAUAAUAAUGAGAGCUGGACAGACAGUUUUUCUUUUCUCGUCAUCAUCACAGGCACUGUUGUCAUGUUGCAGUUUACACAGAGACCUGUGCCGUUAAAUACAUGCAUUCUCCAUUCUCUUUUUCCCCAGAACCAGAUCAACCCCACGGGGAACAAGAGAGAUAGCAGCAUGUCGGACACCACGGCCAUGAAGCACAAGUCUUCAAUUGAGAAAAUCCCGGCAAGUGACGCCGAGGUGAUGCACUACGAUGCGCAUCCGUCAGCCGAGGAAAUGGCCGAGGCCAUUGCAUCAGCAAAGCUUGCACCACUCAGUCGUCCUCUGCUCAAGUUGUACUGCUUCUGCGCAGUUGCAUUUCUGUGCUCUACAAUGAACGGCUACGAUGGUUCCAUUUUCGGAUCUCUACCCGCCAUGAAAUCCUUCCGCGACCGCUUCAACGUCGGCAAGACCGGCCCCAAGCUCGGCUACAUCUCCGCCAUGUACACCGUCGGCACCGUCGUCUCCCUGCCCUUUACCGGCCCCGCCUGCGACUUUUGCGGCCGCCGCGCCGGCAUCCUCCUCGGCAGCCUCAUCGUCGUCGCCAGCACCGUGCUCUCCGCCCUCGCCGCCGACACCCCCACCUUUGUCGCCGGCCGCUUCUUCCUCGGCUUCGGCGUCAGCAUCGUCCGCUGCGCGAGCUCCAUCUGGUGCGCCGAAAUCAGCCCCCCGGCCUACCGCGGCGUCCUGACCGCCUUUUACAACUGCACCUACGCCGUCGGCGCCCUCAUGGCCGCCGGCGUCACGCGCGGAUCCGUGCGCUACGCCGGCGACGCCCAGUGGCGCGUGCCCGUCUGGUGCCAGCUCAUCUGCCCGGCCAUUGUCGCUGCCUUUGUGCUCUUCUUCCCCGAGUCGCCUAGGUGGCUGUACGCGCACGGCCGCGAGCACGAGAGCCGCGCGUUCCUGACAAAGUACCACGGCGACGGCAACCCGCAGCACGUCCUCGUCCGCGUGCAGAUUCAAGAGUACAGGCACGUCAUCUCGCGCAACGGCUCCGACAAAAAGUGGUGGGACUACAGCGACCUGUACAAGAACCGCGCCGCGCGGUGGCGUAUGCUGAACGCCCUCAUCCCCUCGGUCUGGGGCCAGUGCUCGGGCAACGCCGUCGUGAGCUACUACCUGCCCGCCAUGCUCAUGACCACGGGCAUGACGCGCUCCGACCAAAUUCUCAACAUCAAUCUCGGCUACACCGCCAUUUCUGCCGUCGCGUCCUAUGUCGGCGCCAGUCUCAUUGAGAAGAUGGGGCGCCGCCCGACCAGCAUCUGGACCUCGGUCGCUUGCUCCCUGUGCUUUGCGGGCAUCACAGCCGGCACAGGCAUCUUUGCCGCGACAAAGGCGCACAGCGCCGCGUCGGCCGGCAUCGCCUUCAUCUUCAUCUUUGGCUGGUGCUAUAAUUUUGGCAUGACACCGCUGCAAGCCCUCUAUCCCGUCGAGUGUCUGUCAUACGAGCAGCGCGGCAAGGGCCUGGCCUUUGUCUUUGCCUUUGUCCACUGUCUAGCCUUUGUCAAUCAGUUUUGCUUCCCCAUCGCGCUGCAAGACAUUGGCUGGAAAACGUACAUUGUAUUCAUCGUAUGGGAUCUUAUACAGGCAACAAUCAGCCAUCUCUUCUCCGUCGAGACAAAGGGACGAUCCCUCGAGGAGAUGACGGACAUUUUUGACGCUCCCAAUCCUGUACAGGCUUCGUUGCGCAAAGUCAAACAACACUCCUCAGAUGUAUGA